GUAUUUAAUUUUUUCGUUUUAGUCAGGCACCGCUUCAGCCUACCUAAAACUAAACAGAGGUCCUCCAAGGCUUUUUCCUGCAAUAACUUUACAGACAGGACUAUGAAGGCUCGGCAAAUUAAAUAAAUGCAUUUACAGCUUUGUUUUACAAUAGUAAUGUAUGUUUUACUGUUCUCCGCGUUGGCUUGCUUGUCGACAUGUCAUAGAUUAACAGAGGAGGAUGAGAAGAAAGACAAUCCCUGUGAGGUCCUGCAGCAGCUUUUUGAGUCCUCAGCUGUUUCAGUGGACAUCAAGAAGAACGGUUUCCACAGGGAGCUGGUGAUGUCUGUGGAGCUCAGCCAUGAUGAUCUGAGGGGAGUCAGAGUGCUCCUCAUUCAACGGUGGCCUAGAGGAGUUUAUGUCGAUCCGUACCAGCUCGCAUCUCUGAGAGACCACAGGGAUUGGCAGAUUUUAAUAGAUUCAGACAUUGAUCUGGAACUUCCUGCUCAUAAGACGUCAGGAUUUGUCACCUAUGUGUAUCCUGCCCCCGAUGAGCCGACGCCCAGAUCAACAAAAGUAACGAUCCCGGUUCAUGCCCGAUACCAUGAGCCUGCUGUCGAUGGGAAACUGUUCAUCUCCAUAGAGAUAGAACCUCCAAAACUGCUGCUGUGGACUGAAAAAUGUGCACCGUUCGACAGCUCAGAGUCUCACAAGAUCGUUGAAGCUCCCUGCACUCACAGAAACUCUAGCACAUGUUUGUGGCUUCAGCUCCAUCAGCAGCAGGACGGAGGCUCUGUGAGUUUACAGGUUCCGGUUGGGGACAAGUCUUUGGUCAUUCCUGUGUGUGCAGGAACUCUUCUCAUCACAAUGAUCUGCUGUCUGGAACUGUCUAAAUACAUGUGGAUACAUCGGAUCGAUUAACUAGGGACAGUCAUGUAAGUUUAGUCAAAGAGCUCAGGAAGCAUCAGGAUCAUACUGACACAACUAUGACCAAAGAUUUCUUCAGGAAACAAAAGAUAAACCAAAAGAUGGAGACGAAAAAGUGACGUGUUCAUGUAAAAUCAGAAGUGAAAAAUGCUGCUAACUCUUUCUCUUCGGAGGCAAAACAAAGAAGAAAACAAUAUUUACUCUGAAGAGAAUCAGAGGAUUCAGCCAGCUUUAUCUUGGAGAUAUUUUUUUUUAAUUUUCAGUGCUAAUUUUCCAUAAAUUUAACCAUAAAUCUACGGAUUUUCUUGAUCCAAACUGAAGACUUAUUUGAACUGAUCACUUUUUGCAUCUUGCAUCAACAGAUAAGAUAUCCUUUGUCAAAUCCCUCAAGGGGAACUUACAUUUUUACUUUUUAUUGUUGAAAAUACUGUCCAUGUCACAAAUCUUACAAAAACAGGGCCUUCUUUUCCAACCAUCUAGUGGGACUGCUCUCCUCGUGUGCUGCUGCUUUCUGUUAUUUUCAUCUGUAUUAUUCCUUGUUUGUGGUUUUUAACAGGUAUUUCUAUAAAUGUGUAUCACAGCUGUUUGUUUUGAUUGUUCAUAUUUAUUAAUGUAGUGGCAGCUGAAUGUUUGCAGUCCUUGUGGUUUAACAAAAAAGUCCCCAAGGAGACAAUAAAAUGCUUAAUUUCACAAUGUAUCGUAUCACAUCCUAGCAUAUUGAAUCAUAUUGAGUUUCUCUGAUGAUCACUCAACAGUCACAGAGUCACUCUGAUUAUCACUCAACAGUCACAGAGUCACUCUGAUGAUCACUCAACAGUCACAGAGUGCCAGAAAAUAACUUAUUUUACAAGCACCUUAUAGCUGCUUAAUCUGAAAUAUCCUGAGUUGUCUCUUGCUGUUUUACUGUAUCUCAAAUACUGUCAGAAAAGCCUAAUCUCAUUUGCAUAUUUGCUAUCCAUAACCACUGCUGAAAAAUGCCUCACCUCAAAUGCAUGUUUGCACUCAUUAAGCCAUGUACCAUACUCAUUACUUAUUAAUCUGCAAAAGACUAAUCUGAUCUAUUUGCCGUGGUAAUAACUGAUUUGAUCUAUUAGCUUUACUCAAAUGCUGUAAAAAUGCUCUCUGUGUUAAAAUGCCUGACCUCAUAUGCACAUUACACUGAUGAAUCUACCAACUGUAACUUAAAUCACUGCUGUAAAAUGUCUCAUCUCUUAUGUAGAUUUGCAUUCAUCAACUACCUUACAUUACCCUACCUCUUGUCAAUCAGCCCACAUUCCUGCAUACUCUAUACCUCUGAUCAUGUCUAGUCAGCAUUCUUGCACUAUUUGCACAUCUUGCAACCAAACUAUCAAUGCACACUGACUGUGCAUGUAGAAACUGUAAGUACAGUAUACACUAGAAGAGUACUAACAAGAGCUUGUUCUGGCUAAAACAAGUAUAAUUAUUAAUUUGAUAAGAUUUUUUUCACUUCUGUGUAGAAGUUAGUGUAAUUUUUUUUUUUGGUUAAGAGGUGUGUGUUUGUGUGUGUGUGUGUGUGUAAAUGUUAGAGAUGUCUUGUGUCAUGUGUCUGUAAGCUCCUAAAAACCUUGAAUUUCCCUCAGAAUUAAUAAAGUGUC
Messenger RNA from Cheilinus undulatus (humphead wrasse), 2522 nucleotides. RefSeq names its product phosphatidylinositol glycan anchor biosynthesis, class X (gene pigx). Gene Ontology annotation, biological process: GPI anchor biosynthetic process. The record is from RefSeq and is a predicted model, not a curated record. Gene Ontology annotation, cellular component: endoplasmic reticulum membrane. The transcript has 6 exons. NCBI's taxonomy places the organism in Eukaryota, Metazoa, Chordata, Actinopteri, Labriformes, Labridae. Bases 127 to 900 code for a protein of 257 amino acids.